AUGGGAAGAGCACCAUGUUGUGAGAAAAUGGGGAUGAAGAGAGGACCAUGGACUCCUGAAGAAGAUCAAAUCUUGAUCAAUUAUAUUCAUCUCUAUGGUCAUUCUAAUUGGCGAGCUCUUCCCAAACACGCAGGUUUACUUAGAUGUGGGAAAAGUUGCAGACUUCGUUGGAUCAAUUAUCUGAGACCAGACAUCAAACGUGGCAAUUUCACUCCUCAAGAAGAACAAACUAUCAUCAAUCUACAUGAAGUCUUAGGCAACAGAUGGUCUGCGAUCGCUGCAAAAUUGCCAGGACGAACCGACAAUGAAAUAAAAAACGUUUGGCACACUCAUUUGAAGAAAAGACUCAACAAAAAUCAAAACAGUGGCGGAGACACCAAAGACAUUAACGAGACCACACACGAAGACAAAGAAUCUCUGACUGUCGACACAACCUCUCUGCAACAAUCUUCUGAUAGUAUAACAACAUUUGAUAUUACAAAUAAUAACAAGGACGAUAUUAUGUCGUACGAGGAUAUUACUGCUUUGGUUGAUGAGAGUUUUUGGUCGGACGUCGUGUCGGUAGAUAACGAGAAAAAUAUAGAGGAUUGGGAGGGAUUGAUAGAUAUAAAUAGUAAGUUAAAUAGUUAUAAUAAUUCGAAGUUGUAUAAUGAUGAUAUGGAGUUUUGGUUUGAUAUUCUCACUAGUAGUCGUAGAAUUGAGGCAUUUUCCGACAUACCCGAGUUUUGA
Messenger RNA from Microthlaspi erraticum, 729 nucleotides. Lineage: Eukaryota; Viridiplantae; Streptophyta; Magnoliopsida; Brassicales; Brassicaceae. The record is from the annotation of a GenBank genome assembly.